GUAGUAUGAAAGGAUAGGUAAAACGAAAUUUGUUUUGAAUACUCACACGUCUACUAACAUGUACAGGACAAGUAAAAUUAAAUUAAAUUUAUUUAUCCUCUUUGGAGAUACAUUUUCCCGUUACCUUUAAUUACCGAUCGAUAAAUAUUUCCAAAACCUAUUAUGAUUAUCGAUAUUGAAUAAAAGUUUGGUUCUAUUUCUUAUCAUAAUUGCUUCCCAAUGGAGAAAUUGCACCGAUAUUACCGUGAUAUGAAUUCUACUAUGUUCCAUCGGUACUUUGUGUGAAAACGUGUACAAUCGUAAUUUAGCGAAAGGAAUAGUCCGAAGAGAGAGAAUGUCAAAAAACAGAAUUGGACAGAAUUCAAUGGAAACAAUCUGGCAGAAAUCUCGAUGGAGGGAAGCGGUGGAUAAGCUUAAAAAUAGUAGCUUCACCAAUUUCAGUCUUAAAAACGGUUAUCCGACACAACCACCAUCAUAUCGUGAAUACGAUUCCCCAUCAUUGCCACAACAAAGAGAAGACGACAGACAAUUGUUAAAUAAUAACAAAAGAAUGAAGGAUGUAAGUUGCUGUUUAAAAGCUAUAAACUAUAUCAUAGGGAUAUUCCUUUUGAUAUCGCUUAUCCUGUCUACUGUUGGUACAACUACGUCAUAUUGGCUCGAUACUGGUACCCUAAAUGUUGGAUUAUUCAAGGUCUGCUCAAAAUCUUCAACCUGUCAACCUGUUUCAUCCUUUACGGAAUCUGUGUUCGCAACAACGCCAAACACAUGGAGAAUAGUUACUGGUCUGGACAUAUCAGGAUGUUGUAUGUUGCUGCUGUGUCUUAUAUUUUAUUGUAUAUUUGUUCAUUGCACUGUUUUGGAUUAUCGGAAAGUCAGUUGCGGUGUAUUAUUGUGUAUACUUGUGAUGCUGAGUGCUGGUGCUAUUCUAAGUGGAAUGGCUGUUAUGGUGUGGUACUAUUUUGACAUUGAUAAAACAUACUCAUUGGACUGGUCUUUCUAUGUAGCGGCGUCUGGUGGUGGCCUUGCUUUUAUAACUUUCUGUAUUAUGAUUGUGUAUAUAUUUGCACUGGCGUUUGAAUGAUAUUGCCUUAAAAGAUCAUAGUAUGGUAUACCAUCAAUACAUUCAUCAAUUAUAUGUUAAUAAUACUAAAACGAAAAUGAUGUACAUUUUCAUCAUUAAAACAUUAAAGUUCAGUCUUGAGUGAUGAAAAACUGUUAUAACCUGUACACAAUUACAAUAUAUACCAAGGGACUAUGUACCGAUAGUACGCUUUUGUGCAAUAUUUGAAAGCAUAUUCACAAUUUAUACGGAAACUGGCCUUCUUUAUAUAUCUUCCUUGCAUGUUCAGAAAAAAAAAUAGAUUUCAAUUUAGAGCUUGAUAACCAUUGGUACAAUUUUGUCCUGAAGUGAGAUCCUUUAUGUUAUAACGUAUUUUUAUGCCAAAUAUUGUGGUGAAAGUAUGAUGUCAAAUAUCGCAAUCGAAUAUCAAAAUGCCGAAAAUCAAAUUUCUCAAAAUUUCUCAAAAUUUUAUUAAAUGUUAUAAAGUAUGAAAAUAAUAUUGCCAAAUCGCUCUAUUUGUCAAUUACAUUCCAAUAACGGGACCAGCGCAGCACUGAAUCUCAUUUUCGUCAAUAAUGCACUAUCUAUUUUCAUACUACAAAUGACCACUUUGGAAUCAGAAGUUCAAAGAUAUAAAAUCUGCAAGCUCAGUAAUGCCAAAAUAAACUAUUCCACAGUUCAGUAUCUACAACAAAGUAUUAUAACAGUAUAUAAUAAGCCACAACGGAAAUUUAACGUAAAAUAUAUUAAGUUAAAUAUCAGUAGUAUCUCGGACAAGUUAUAUGGUGGACGAUCGACUUUUUACAAAUAAAAAUGUCCCUUGGAAAUAUGCAAUUUGUGGAAAAUCAUGAAGCUUAUACUAUAGGUAUACCCCUUUUGCGUUCAAAAUAAUUAUCUGGAGUUAUUUCAUGAGGAACGUUCAAAGCGAAACUAUGUGAACGUCAAGGACGUGUAAGUAUCGAAACUCGUUAAAACUCAAAAUUAUUAAUCGUAGAUGUUAAGUUCCGCAUUCUCAACAUAACAUUAAUUGUACAUCUGUUUAAGAUUUCUAAAUUGUCAUAAUUGUCUUCGAAUAUAAUAUAGUGUUAUAAUUGGGUGUGAAUGUCUUUUCUUAGCGUUAAAUCAUUGAAAUUCAAUGAAUUAUGAAGGGUGGCAUGAAGGAAUUAAAUUUUAAGCCACUCUUCUUUUGCAGCCAAAAACAAUAUUAAAACUUACCAAUUUAUAUGGUUCCAAAAAAAAAAUCUAGAUUUCUAAUUGAAUUUAAGGGGUAUAUUAUAUGAAUCCGUCUUUGUAAAAACGUACUAAUUCAACCAAGCCACACAUCGUAGUAAUAUUUUUUACUAAUAACAAAAUCUAUUUGC
Messenger RNA from Mytilus trossulus (common blue mussel), 2421 nucleotides. RefSeq lists its product as uncharacterized. The record is from RefSeq and is a predicted model, not a curated record. The coding region runs from base 335 to 1081 and encodes 248 amino acids. NCBI's taxonomy places the organism in Eukaryota, Metazoa, Mollusca, Bivalvia, Mytilida, Mytilidae. The transcript is spliced from 3 exons.